Exophiala bonariae is the source of this 1620-nucleotide messenger RNA. RefSeq lists its product as uncharacterized. Bases 1 to 1620 code for a protein of 539 amino acids. Gene Ontology annotation, molecular function: CoA-ligase activity. The record is from RefSeq and is a predicted model, not a curated record. The transcript is spliced from 5 exons. Lineage: Eukaryota; Fungi; Ascomycota; Eurotiomycetes; Chaetothyriales; Herpotrichiellaceae.
AUGGUCCCGUCGGACAUCACAACGUGGCAAUGGGCAUUCGAGCCGGGCGCCCACUCACCGCUGUACAACCAAUCAACGUUGCCGUCGCCGUCGACGCCGCAGCUGGCCGGGUAUGUCAACGCUGUGACGAAGGAACGUCUCAACUGGGACGCGGUCAAGACCAAAGCCACGCAGUUGAGCACGGCGCUGAUCCGGAACUAUGGCCUCACUCCGGGCGACACCGUGUCGCUGUUCAGCACGAAUACCAUCUGGUAUCCCGUCGCCAUGUGGGCGGUCAUUAGAGCCGGCGGCCGCGUGAACGGCGCUUCACCGGCCUACACGGCCGAAGAGAUGACACACGCACUGAAGACGGCGGCGUCCAAGAUCCUGAUCACACUGCCGUCGUCACUGGACGUCGCGUUGAAGGCCGCUCAAGACGCGGGCAUCCCCCAGAGCCACGUGCUUCUCCUCGAGGGCCACGCCGACGGCUUCACUAAUAUCCAGUCGCUCAUGGAGUAUGGGGCGCGGUUCGAGCCCGAGGAGUUCUAUCGCAUCCCGCGUGGUAAGACGAAUGCCCAGGUCAUGCUGUCGCAUCAGAACAUCAUCGCGCAGUGUCAUCAGCUGAGGCAGUUACAAGCUGGAGGGUCGUAUAAGAUCCUUGCGGUCAUGCCGCUGUUUCACAUCACUGGGCUCGUCCGAUUCUGCACAUAUCCUGUCUUCAUGAAUGGAGACUCGGUAAUGCUUCCUUCGUUCUCGAUGAAAGCAAUGCUUGACGCGAUUGUGGAAUUCCAAAUCAAAGAGCUCAUUCUUGUUCCUCCCAUCAUCAUCCGUCUGGUGCGGGACAAGAUCGUGGACGAGUACGAUCUACGGCACGUUGAGCGAUGGUCGUCCGGCUCCGCGCCGAUAUCGCCUGAGAUCAUCGAACUGCUGAGAAGGAAAUUCCCCUGGACCGGCUUUCGACAAGGGUACGGCGCCACGGAAUCGACCGCGUGCAUUUCUUGCCAUCCUCCAAGCCAUUACGACUAUAAAUAUGCAACGACCGGCGGGAUGUUGGUCGCAAAUACGGUGGCGAAAGUAAUGGAUCUGACGACCGGGAAGGAGUUGGGACCAGGAGAGACCGGAGAGAUUCUCGCGCGUGGUCCGCAGAUCGCCAUGGGAUAUCUGGGGAACCCAACCGCGUCGGCCGAGACGUUCGACCAAGAUGGGUUCUUCCACACAGGCGACGUGGGAAAUAUCGACCGCGAAGGCCUGAUUCACAUCGAAGAUCGCAUCAAGGAAAUGAUCAAGGUCAAGGGCUUGCAGGUGCCCCCUGCCGAGUUGGAGGACUUACUGCUCGGUCAUCCACAGGUCGAAGACUGUGCAGUCCUCGGGAUUCCAGAUGAUUACUCCGGUGAGCGGCCCAAGGCGUACGUGGUGUUGAAGAAGGGCGUUGAGCCUACCGCCGAGAUGGGAGUUCAAUUGUUGAAGUUCGUGAAGGAGCGCAAGGUUCGGUACAAGUGGAUCACCGAACUAGAAUUUGCGGAUGAGGUCCCCAAGAGUCCGACGGGGAAGUUGCUGAGAAGGGUGUUGAAGGUCAGAAAUAAAGAGGAGGGCAGGAAGGGGGUAUGGGUCAGGGACGAGACAGAACGCGCGAGACUAUAA